UUCCCUCCAAACUCUCUGUAAACCACGCCCACCGGAUGCACCUACAUUUCCCCGGGAAAACUCAGCUGCUACAGAAGAAGAGAGUUUAUUGAAGUCGAUGAAGUGUCGGCGAAGCAAUGGCGAAAAUAACAGAGACACUUUUACUGGAGAAAGGAUCCCCAAAAACCAACAAACUGGAGCAAAUCAAGACACUGAAUUUAUCCCGGCUGGGACUGAAGCCUCAGGACUUGCCGGUGAGGCUCCUGUCCCAGCUCCGGUCCCUGGAGCGGUUGGAUCUCUCUGGGAACAAACUGGAGGAGUUGCCUAAGAACCUGGAGCUGCCCGCACUUUGCUACCUGGACCUUAGCGACAACCAGCUGGAGGAUGUUACCACUCUGGAGUCUCUCAGCAGUCUGGAAGAGCUCAAGAUGGAGGACAACCUUUACAUCACUGUGAGUGAUAAUUACAAGCUGAUGGUGUUGUUGCCCAAACUGAGGAUUCAUAACGGUAAAGAUGUCAGCACUACUGCCAACCACUUGCGCUAUGUCUACAUUGAGAACCUGAGGACAAGGAUAAUUGCAGUGUGGGAGAAGAACUUCUCUCUCCCGGAUCCCAUCACAGCGGAGAAACUGUCGACCUUGAAAAAAAACUUUGUCAACAUUGCCCGUCAGCAGGUUCGAUACGGACCCAGUUCAGUCAGUGACUUCACCAAAUGGAAGGUGGAGAUUAUUGCUAAGGAGUAUCUGCGCUCUCUGACAGAACCAAAGGGAGAACCGGAAACCAAGGGGUCUCCAGACACAAAGGAGAACUAUGACGAAUCAACGUCUACAAAGAGGAAACAAACCGCACUAGUUGACGCCAGCAUAAGCCUGACGCCUCGCAAGAAACCGCGCUCCGAUCUUCCAGUCUCCCCAGCUGAAGCGAGUCCUCGCAAAUCUAGCCUUAGCUGCCAACUUCCGACGCCGAGUCAGACCAGCACCAUCAGGAUGAGCCCCCGCAAGAUAAGUCGGCCUCCCGCCACCCCCACCAGAGGGCAGGUGAGGGUAGAGACGCAGGGGAGAGGAUCAAAAGUGCAACCAAGCAAACAGGAGGACGAAGCUCAGAUACAACGGAAUAACCGAACAGACCGGCAGAGAGACGCUGACUUGCUGUCCUCAAUGAAGAGCUGCAGCAAGACGCAGCAGCCGGUGUGUCUGAAGCCUCUCCACGUCCUCCAGUGCCACAGUAAACAGGACAGCUCGGAAGACUUCUCUACCCAGCUGUGGGCCUGUGCUUUUCAGCCGCUGCCUGAUUCCACUGGCGCUGGAGGAGGAAGCCGUCUGGUUGCUACCUGUGGCGGAGACUCUCUCUGUGUAAUUGACUGUGAAACCGGGAUGGUGAUGAAGAAGUACAAAGUUCCUGGAGAGGAGUUCUUCUCCCUCUCCUGGUCCACGGUGUUGAUGUCCAGAGGAGGCGGGGCCUCGGCUCAACACUGCAGCAUUGUGGCAGCAGGUGGGAAGAGGGGACUGGUCAAACUGAUCCACCCUAGAAACAACGUGGCCUACGGGGAGUUCCGGGCCAGCCGUAAGGCGCUGUCGGUCCUCCGCUUCAACCACCACCAGGGAAACUUCCUCUUCACGGGCUCAUAUGACAAGAAGAUUGUUAUGUGGGACAUCGGUGGAGUGGAUAGCAACUACAACUACAAAGUAGUUCAGCUGCUUGUGUUGGAGAGCAGCACCACCCCUCUGCACAUCUGCCUCCCCCCCACGUCUCCCAGCUCCAACCUUCUGACUGCCUGUGAGGACGGCCUGCACUGCUACAACACAGUACUCGGCACAAACAACACCACAAAGAGGACCAAAGAGAUGGAAAUAACAUUUCCUAUAUAUAAGAAGGAAGACAAAGACCAUGACUACCAUACCGUUGAUGGCCUUAGUUUUCUUACGGAUGACAUCGUGGCCUCAAAGAACUACAUGCAUUGUUCCAUUUAUUUGUGGAGCUGGAGCAGGACAAAGGCCCAGCGGCCAGACAAGAAGGACAGGACAGUUUGUGCUGUGGUUCUGGCUGAGCUGCAGUGGGCCAACACUGAGAUUCCCUACCUGGCUCUCAACACCUGCCCAGGCCGUGCCUACAUAGUGUGUGGCGAUGACAAAGGCAGGCUGUGGACAUACCACGUCUCCAACUUGCAGAAAAACAGUCUCCACACAGGGAAACCCAUACUUCCCACUGAGGUGUUGGAGUGGCUGACCCCGGUGAGGAAGGACCACGGCCAGCUGGAGGGCCCCUCCAUCAACAGCGUAGCAAUGGACCCUGAGCUCAACUUCCUGGUGGCUCUCAGUGACAAGAAUAUGGUGAUCGUGUGGAAGAGAGAGGAAUCCUCCUGAGCAACUCGGACUGUGUGGCUGAAACUCAUGAUUGGAAGUCAGGUGUUUUUGAUACAAAUCCUUCGGGGGUUUUCUAAUGGAAAGGAAUUUAGGUCAUUAUGAGCUAUGGUUUGUUUCCGGUAACGCCAACAUGCUGCUCGGUCUGUUUAGGGGAAAAGUGACUUAUGUUGUGAGAUCAACAGUAAGAUCUAACCCCAACACCUCAUUAGAGUAAUAUGUGUGGCCUAAAGAAUUAACCGUUUUAAUUAGCAGAAUUUUAUCCUAAUGUACAUCAAUAUUGCUGCUGUUGGGAAUAGUAACCAACAGAAGAGAUGUCACACAACUCUUUCAUUUUGUAUGUAGUUGUGUAUCUCGAAGAUUUUUAUUUACAUUUUUAAAUACAUGUUGAGUCAAUAUUCCCGAAUGAGCAGACAGCAGAUUACAGUUAUUUCUGGAAAGUGACAUCUGAAAACUCACCUGCAAUUACUGCUUAUUGCCAUAGGUGCUGCCAAAUGGAACAAAAUUGUAUUAUUUUAUAUUGUAGCUAUAAAAUAUAGAGCAUAUAAAAAAAGUGUGUUUUAAGUGUGUGCCUUCCUGUUAAAUAAACAUAAACUUUGAA
Molecule: messenger RNA, 2940 nt
Organism: Pseudoliparis swirei
Lineage: Eukaryota; Metazoa; Chordata; Actinopteri; Perciformes; Liparidae
Gene: lrwd1
Product: leucine-rich repeats and WD repeat domain containing 1
Exons: 16
Coding region: 117-2342 (741 amino acids)
Biological process (GO): establishment of protein localization to chromatin; chromatin organization
Cellular component (GO): nuclear origin of replication recognition complex
Molecular function (GO): chromatin binding; protein binding
Source: RefSeq, a predicted model, not a curated record